AUGAUUGAAGAGAAGUCUGCUUUGAGCUUUCCAGAUAAUCUGUCAAGUUCAAAGGACUACAGAAAUUCUCUUGAAAAUUUGAUUCUGCUGGCUGUUCUAUUGUCUACAAAACAAAGAUAUUACUACAAGGAACCAAAGGUCAAACGAGUCAGCCGCUUUUAUUCCGCAAACUUCGCCUUUCCUUGUACAUCAACCAAUCCCAAGUCAACAAACGCCUUAAAAAGUGAUAUUAGCGCUGAGUUUGGUCGAUCUUCUGUCUUGGUCAUGAGAAACCGGUCUACACCUCACAGCAGAUACAAUGAGCCAAUUAAAGGUGUUGAGAUGAGACGUCUACUUUGCAAGUAUGAACCCAAUGUCCUUUAUGCUACCGAUCACCUAUUCAAAAAAAAACUUACGAAAGUUACCAGUCUUUGCUUAUAUCAUCGCACUCAAACACCACAUGCAACCUAUAAUUUUGGAUUUACCGAUCUAAAUUAUUUGGAGAGCAUGAGUCCGUUACGCUUAAAGGGUCGAUUGUGGAAGCAAGAUCUUGCAAAAAUCUCCUACUAA
Messenger RNA from Phycomyces blakesleeanus NRRL 1555(-), 549 nucleotides. RefSeq lists its product as hypothetical. The transcript is spliced from 4 exons. The record is from RefSeq and is a predicted model, not a curated record. NCBI's taxonomy places the organism in Eukaryota, Fungi, Mucoromycota, Mucoromycetes, Mucorales, Phycomycetaceae. The coding region runs from base 1 to 549 and encodes 182 amino acids.